Molecule: messenger RNA, 4448 nt
Organism: Exserohilum turcica Et28A
Lineage: Eukaryota; Fungi; Ascomycota; Dothideomycetes; Pleosporales; Pleosporaceae
Product: glycosyltransferase family 1 protein
Exons: 4
Coding region: 12-4358 (1448 amino acids)
Biological process (GO): carbohydrate metabolic process
Molecular function (GO): hexosyltransferase activity; UDP-glycosyltransferase activity
Source: RefSeq, a predicted model, not a curated record
CCCCUCUCGAGAUGGCAUCUCAAGACCGAGAACGGGAGAGAAUGCCUCGCGGACUGAGCAGGAGACGAAGAGACUCGAGAAGGGAGUCGCGCGGCAUGUCGCUCGAGAUGCCGGAGCGCUUUCGCGAUGGCGAUGAUGCGGAAGAAGAUGUCACGGCCCCGAAGCGGAACAACGCCGUCUCGAUGAACCAGUCGCUCUUCUCCAUGAUAGCCCGUGCGGGGCAGCACUCGCAGACAGACCUAGGCACGAUGCAAGAAGGCGACUCUGGCGACAGCGAUGACGAGGGCAAGCCCAAGGCGCCAUACCAGGCCUUGGACGGCGCCGCAAGACUGAGCCGUCUGAGCUCUGCAAACGAAUUUCAGACGCCAGCACAAGAGUGUCAUGAGACAAGUACGGAAAACGGCAAGCAUAGGCGGACAUUGUCAGAAAACAGACUGUUGCGCUCGCUGCCCAAGUUGAAGGUAUCGAGUCGGAAGGAAGCACGCCCCGAGGGCCAACGGGCCCAAAUGUCGUCGUCCCAGUUCCUACCACCCAAACCGUCGCCGAGUCCAUCUCCAUCAGCAUUGCCCAAGCGACCCUCCAAGCCAAAGGACAAGGAGAAGGACAAGCUGACAGCCGGCGAAGAGAUACAUGUCGAAACAGCACCAAGCGCUAGCCGGAAAAGCAGGCACGGAAGUACCACUGGGGUAGACAAGAGCCAAGAACCAGCGACACUUGCCAAAAGGCUUCAACAGAUAUUCGAAUUCGACGAGGUGGAAGAGGUCAUCGCCGAGUACGCCUGCUGGCUACUACAAAGCCUUCUUCUACAGGGCUACAUGUACAUCACCCAGAAGCACAUAUGCUUCUAUGCGUACAUACCCAAGAAGCAUCAUGAUGUGAGCAAAACAGGUUAUCUCUAUAAGCGUGGCCGCUCGAAGCUCAACCGUUAUUGGUUCGUCUUGCGUGGCGAUGUUCUCGCAUACUACACCAAUCCAGCAGAGCUCUACUUUCCGAGAAAUCGCAUCAAUCUCCAGUAUGCACUGGCUGCCGAGGUGCUAGAAAGCACCAAGAAAGGGGAAGAAGAGACUACUUUCGCGGUUACGACCGACGAAAGAAGAUAUCUCUUCAAAGCUGACAGCGCGGCGAGUGCAAAGGAAUGGACUAGAUCGAUCCAAAAAGUGAUUUUCCGAACCCACAACGAGGGCAACAGUGUGAAGAUAUCGCUUCCGAUACAGAACGUUCUUGAGAUCGAAGAGAGCUCAAUACUAGACCUUGCGAAUACGGUCAAGGUGCGCGUAAUAGAUAAUGAUGAAACAUUUGCAAUUGACGAGUACUUCUUCUCGUUUUUCAACAAAGGACAAGAUGCACUCAACGUUCUGCGCAUCAUGGUCAACGAUAACGAACACCACCAGGGUACUCACACAGGCGGUGAUCGCGAGACUACGCCUUCCGGCCAUCGCGCAUCACCAGCAGAUGUUGGCGAGACACCCCAUAUCCACGAAAAUGUCCGGGCUACUUUGUCACCACUGCCUGCACCUCGUGCUAGAGGAUCGAGCAUAAGCGAUGUGUCCGCGCGGUCCAGCAACGAGCUCAACAGAAAGAGCUGGGAUGUACGACGUAGCAUGGACGCCACCCACACUCUCCGUGGCCCAGGUCAUGAAGCACGGAAAUCUAAUCAUGAGGCGCGACGAAGCUUCCACGGUGGCCCGAACAACACGCAAAACAAGCGCCACUCAGGGGAUGGCUCACCUCAGUCGCUGAAAGCUGCAGACUCGGAGUCGGCUACGCUUUCGCUUGAACCAGGUACUGAAUCAUCAGCUGCCAUUCAAUCAAUGGAGGAAAGUAACGCUUCCGCCUCGCAAAUCCUAGAUCGCUCCGACCUCUUUCGUGGACCCGCGUACCAGUCAACCGAUAACAAACUCGACUUGCAGCACAAGAACUCGCAGGAUACGGCGCGAUCCCCUCAAGCGAAGACUACCACAGCGGCAAAACGCUACAAACAACCUCAAACGCCGAUUGGCACACCCGAUUUCGAAGACGGAACUGACACUAGCCAAGCAAAUCCUCGCUUGUCGGGUUCGUCGUCGGCUUUGCAGGAUAUUGCCUCUUACCCGCUUCAAAAGGCAUCUGGCCUAGCCGGAUUCUUGAGAAGUCGAUCCAAGAGAAUGGGCAAUUUACUAGCAAGCGAGUCCAUGGGAUACUACGAAAAGGUUUCAGGAAUGCUUGCGGGUGGACGAAAGCACUACAACACUGCCGAGGGCCUGGAGACUGGAGACCAGAUUCAUGGAUUCGAGGACGAUGAAGACGCAGCCAAGGCGGUAGAAAAUUUCCGCGACCAUUUUGCCUUUGCCGAAACUGAGGUAUUACAAUCGUCAUUCUUCGCGUCUUUACAGCGAGUUCUUCCAAACUACGGCAAAAUCUACAUCAGCGGGAGAUACUUUUGUUUCCGCAGUUUGAUGCCAACGUCGAAGACAAAGGUCAUCCUCCCCAUGCGGGAUAUCGAGAAUGUGAACAAGGAGAAAGGCUUUCGCCUCGGCUAUCACGGCCUCGCCAUAGUCAUCAAGGGUCACGAAGAGCUCUUUUUCGAAUUCUCAAAGGCCGAGUUUCGCGACGAGUGUGCGAUUACAGUCCUUCGUAUACUGGAGAACACCAAAUAUCUCGAGGAUGAAGAUUCGUCUUCCUCGGGCAUUGAUAGCGAGGAUGAGGCGGCCAAAGCAGAACACGACUUGCUGCAACAAGCGCGCGAGCAUACCGACGCGGAUAAGCAAGUUGACGUGUCGGAUAUUGUCCGCGCUGCAGACCAGGACCGGAUACCUCUCAUUUUUGACGACCCGCUUGCUUCGUUCGUGGACUUCAAGCCUUCAGAGCCGCUGACGAUCGUCUGCCUUACCAUUGGAUCACGAGGUGAUGUACAGCCUUACAUCGCACUGUGCAAGGAGCUGUUGAAGGAGGGACACAAGGCGCGGAUUGCGACACACGCCGAAUUUGAGCCUUGGGUGCGCAAACAUGGGAUCGACUUUGCCGUCGUGGAUGGAAACCCGGCCGAGCUGAUGCGCAUUUGCGUGGAACACGGCAUGUUCACGUACGGCUUCAUGAAGGAGGCCAAUUCCAAGUUCCGCGGAUGGCUGGACGACGUAUGUAGCUCUUCGUGGCGGGCAUGCCAGGGCGCGGACGUGCUCAUUGAGAGCCCCAGCACCAUGGCCGGGAUUCACAUUGCCGAAGCCUUGGAAAUACCCUAUUUCCGGGCGUUCACAAUGCCGUGGACACGCACUCGGGCUUACCCUCAUGCCUUCUCUGUAUUGGAGAAGAAGAUGGGGGGUGGGUACAAUAGCCUGACGUACAUCACGUUUGAUACCAUAUUCUGGACUGCCAUUUCUGGCCAGAUCAACAAAUGGCGUCGACGAGAACUGGGUCUUCAAGGCACCACGCAGCAUAAGAUGCAGGCGAGCCUGCGACCGUUCUUGUACAACUUCAGCCCUCAUGUGGUGCCUCCGCCCCUCGACUGGCCCGACUGGGUUCGUGUCACUGGCUACUGGUUCUUGGACGAGAGUGAUUUGUACGAACCUCCUGCCGACUUGGUAGCGUUCAUGGCGAAGGCGCGUGCAGAUGGCAAGAAGCUGGUCUACGUUGGCUUUGGAUCGAUUGUUAUUGACGACCCGGCAGCGCUGACAAGGACCGUCGUGGACUCGAUACUGAAGGCCGACGUACGCUGCGUGUUAUCCAAAGGCUGGUCGGAUCGCUUGGAGACCAAGGAUGCUUCGAAGCCCGAGAUUCCUCUUCCAGCAGAGAUCUUUCAGAUCCAGGCGGCACCGCACGAUUGGCUUUUCAAACAAAUGGACGCGGCAGUGCAUCACGGGGGUUCUGGCACAACCGGGGCAAGCCUACGAGCGGGUAUCCCGACAAUCAUCAAGCCUUUCUUUGGCGAUCAGUUCUUUUUCGCGCAGCGCGUCGAAGACAUGGGCGUUGGGGUAUGGUUGAAGAAGGUCAAUACGAGCGUCUUCAGUCGUGCGCUGUGGGAAGUCACCAACAGCCAGCGCAUGAUUGUGAAGGCCAAAGUGCUGGGUCAGAAGAUCAGGAAGGACAAUGGCACGCAAGUCGCGAUCCAGACAAUCUAUCGGGAACUCGAUCGCGCUCGCACGCUCAUCAAGAAGCAGGCCAAGCAGGACGACGAUCAGACUGACGAUUUUGAGGAGGACUGGACCAUCAUCGAGGAGGGCGAGGAGAUGGACGGCACCCAUCCAUUUGAGAUGCAGCAGCCAUUGGCAGGUAUCAGCCAGGACGCAUCCCAGACGGGCGGUGGUUCGUUGGUGUUGGGCAGUAUGGUUUUGAAGGGCGCAGGCGUGCAGAAGCGUGCAUCGGCGUCUGCGCAACGAGAUUGAGUGUUUUUUUGGAGCGUUGUAAUGAGCAUGACAUGAGGCGUUGGGAGCGAAUGGGACCUAGACGAUGUAUGUGUAUGUAUGUAAUGGGCU